AUGAGAGAGCGUGGCAAACCCGUGAAGAGCCAAUGGAGGAGUGGAAUGAAGUGGAGUCCCGCCGUGUUUGGGCGCCACCGAUGCCUAAACGAACUCGACGUAAGCAAGGAAAUGGAGACACUAACUCUCCCCGGUUCCAGAUCAUUGUCAGCCUGUCUGCAGUUCCGUCUACUUCGACCUCCAAACGGCGUCGGCUUGCUCCACUGCGCCCUUCAACAGCCCGAACGUUGCCUCCUCCCCGCCGAGCUGGCCACCUCCGCCGGUUGCCAGGUCGCGACUGUUGCUCCGGCGGUAGUCUUGUCAACUGUGCUCGUCACCGCUCCGGCUCCGGGACGCCUGUUCUAUCCACCCACAUGCCAAUCCCCCUCCGCUCCCUCCCACCCUCAGCACACCAACACCUCUUUAGGCCGGUCUGGCGCCGCACAGAUCCACGAGUCUGCAGGUCCUCGCCUUGCCCUCUCUACCGGAAGCACUCAUCUGCCACAUGCCCACACGCCGUCGUCCACUUGGCAGUCCUCCUCCGCCACCUUUUCUCGCCAUGGCUUUCUCGCCUCGUCUCCCGCUUUGGCCGCUCCCUUUGCUCGUCUCCCAGACUCGGCGGAGUCUCAGAAUUGCCGCUCUGAUUGGUCACUCUUCCCACCAUACACAAAGCACACACACCCGCCCACCCCGUCGGCG
This is a messenger RNA of Protopolystoma xenopodis, 678 nucleotides long. The record is from the annotation of a GenBank genome assembly. NCBI's taxonomy places the organism in Eukaryota, Metazoa, Platyhelminthes, Monogenea, Polystomatidea, Polystomatidae.